Messenger RNA from Spea bombifrons (plains spadefoot toad), 6034 nucleotides. Its product is annotated as myosin-4-like. The transcript is spliced from 41 exons. NCBI's taxonomy places the organism in Eukaryota, Metazoa, Chordata, Amphibia, Anura, Pelobatidae. The coding region runs from base 100 to 5910 and encodes 1936 amino acids. Gene Ontology annotation, cellular component: myosin complex. Gene Ontology annotation, molecular function: cytoskeletal motor activity; actin filament binding; ATP binding. The record is from RefSeq and is a predicted model, not a curated record.
UAAGCUGGGUCUUAGGCUCUCAGUGGUUAGGCGUUAUUUGUGGGGGGACAUCCGACUUUUUCUUCCAGUCAUCACUGAAGGGUACAAACACCAGCAAUCAUGUCGGGCGACGGGGAGAUGGCAGUCUUUGGACCGGCUGCUCCUUUUCUCCGUAAAUCAGAUAAAGAAAGAUUGGAGGCCCAGAACAGGCCUUUCGAUGCCAAGAACACCUGCUUUGUAGACGAUCAAAAGGAACUCUACGUCAAAGGUUUAGUCACAGCCCGGGAAGACGGAAAACUCACUGUGAAGACCGAAGAUGGAAGGACCGUAACUGUGAAAGAAAGCCAGGUUUACCCCCAAAAUCCUCCCAAGUAUGACAAGAUUGAAGACAUGGCCAUGAUGACCCAUCUGAAUGAAGCCUCUGUGUUGUAUAACCUGAAAGAACGUUAUGCAGCAUGGAUGAUCUACACCUAUUCCGGCCUUUUCUGCGUCACUGUAAACCCCUACAAGUGGCUGCCAGUGUACAACCCUGAGGUUGUUGCCGGCUACAGAGGAAAGAAGCGUAUGGAAGCUCCACCACACAUCUUCUCCAUCUCUGAUAACGCCUAUCAGUCCAUGUUAACAGAUCGUGAAAAUCAGUCUAUCCUGAUCACUGGAGAAUCUGGUGCAGGAAAAACUGUGAACACAAAACGUGUCAUCCAGUACUUUGCAACAAUUGCUGCUAUUGGAGACAGUGGGAAAAAGAAGGAGCUAGCCAACAGUAUGAAGGGGACUCUGGAAGAUCAAAUUAUCCAGGCCAACCCUCUCCUGGAAGCCUUCGGUAAUGCCAAGACAGUGAGAAAUGACAACUCUUCUCGCUUCGGUAAAUUCAUCAGAAUCCACUUCGGAACUUCUGGAAAACUGUCUUCAGCAGAUAUUGAAACAUAUCUGCUGGAGAAAUCCAGAGUAACCUUCCAGCUGUCUGCUGAGAGAAGCUACCAUAUCUUCUACCAGAUCCUGACAAACAAGAAACCAGAAGUCGUUGAAAUGCUUCUUGUUACAACCAACCCAUACGACUACCCUUCCAUCAGCCAAGGUGAGAUUGUUGUGAAGAGUAUUGAUGAUGAAGAGGAACUGUUGGCCACUGAUUCUGCCAUUGACAUCUUGGGCUUCAACGGAGAAGAAAAGCAAGGCAUCUACAAACUGACAGGAGCCGUCAUGCACCAUGGUAACAUGAAAUUCAAGCAGAAACAAAGAGAGGAGCAGGCUGAACCCGAUGGCACAGAAGUUGCUGACAAAAUUGCUUAUCUGAUGGGCUUAAACUCUUCCGAUUUGCUAAAGGCUCUGUGCUACCCAAGAGUAAAGGUCGGCAAUGAGUUUGUCACAAAAGGACAGACUGUUCCACAGGUUAACAACUCUGUUGGUGCCCUCUGCAAGUCCGUGUUUGAGAAAUUGUUCUUGUGGAUGGUCACACGUAUCAACCAGCAGCUGGACACUAAACAACCAAGACAGUUCUUCAUUGGUGUCCUGGAUAUCGCUGGCUUUGAAAUCUUUGAUUUCAACAGCUUGGAGCAGCUCUGCAUCAACUUCACCAAUGAAAAACUGCAGCAGUUCUUCAACCAUCACAUGUUCGUCCUGGAACAAGAAGAAUACAAAAAGGAAGGCAUUGACUGGGAAUUCAUUGACUUCGGUAUGGAUCUCGCUGCCUGUAUUGAGCUCAUUGAGAAGCCAAUGGGUAUCUUUUCAAUCCUUGAAGAAGAGUGCAUGUUCCCCAAGGCCACUGACACCUCCUUCAAGAACAAGCUGUAUGAACAACAUCUUGGCAAGUGCAAGAACUUUGAGAAGCCCAAGCCUGGCAAAGGAAAGGCUGAAGCUCACUUCUCUCUGGUCCACUAUGCUGGUACCGUGGAUUACAACAUCUCUGGCUGGCUGGAGAAGAACAAGGAUCCACUCAAUGAGUCUGUUGUCCAGCUGUACCAGAAAUCACCAAUGAAGCUCUUGUCCUUCCUCUAUUCAAGCUACGCUAAUCCUGAUGCCGAAGCAAAGAGUGGAAAGAAGAAGAAGGGAUCUUCCUUCCAAACUGUAUCUGCUUUAUUCAGGGAAAAUCUGAACAAGUUGAUGAGCACCCUGAGGAGCACUCACCCACACUUUGUGCGUUGUCUGAUUCCAAAUGAGAGCAAGACUCCUGGUAUCAUGGAAAACCAUCUGAUCAUCCACCAGUUGAGAUGUAACGGUGUGCUGGAAGGUAUUAGAAUCUGCAGAAAAGGAUUCCCCAGCAGGAUCCUCUAUGGUGACUUCAAACAACGUUAUAAAGUGUUGAACGCCAGCGCAAUUCCAGACGGGCAGUUUAUUGACAGCAAGAAGGCUUCUGAGAAGCUGCUUGGCUCUAUUGAUAUUGAUCACACUCAAUACAAAUUUGGCCACACAAAGGUGUUCUUUAAAGCUGGUCUUCUGGGUACCCUGGAAGAAAUGAGAGAUGACAAGUUGGCACAACUUAUUACCCGCACUCAAGCUCUUUGCAGAGGUUUCUUGAUGAGAACAGAGUUCAAGAAAAUGGUCGAAAGAAGGGAGGCAAUCUUCGUCAUUCAGUACAACCUCAGGUCAUUCAUGAAUGUCAAACACUGGCCAUGGAUGAAACUGUACUUCAAGAUUAAACCUCUCUUGAAGAGUGCUGAAACUGAGAAGGAGAUGGCAAACAUGAAGGAAGAGUUUGAGAAGACCAAGGAAGCCCUUGUGAAAUCAGAAGCUAAAAAGAAGGAACUAGAAGAGAAAAUGGUUUCCCUACUGCAGGAGAAGAAUGAUUUACUGCUGCAGGUUCAGUCAGAAGGUGAAACUUUGGCUGAUGCAGAGGAAAGAUGUGAAGGCCUCAUCAAGAACAAAAUCCAACUGGAAUCUAAAAUCAAAGAAAUUACAGAGAGACUUGAAGAUGAAGAAGAAAGCAAUGCUGAACUCACAGCCAAGAAGAGGAAACUGGAAGAUGAAUGCUCUGAGCUGAAGAAAGACAUUGAUGACCUGGAACUCACCUUGGCCAAAGUAGAAAAGGAGAAGCAUGCCACAGAGAACAAAGUUAAGAACCUCACAGAGGAAAUGGCAACACUUGAUGAGAAUAUCUCCAAGGUUAGCAAGGAGAAGAAAGCACUCCAAGAGGCUCACCAGCAAACACUGGAUGACCUGCAGGCUGAGGAGGACAAAGUCAAUACCUUGUCAAAGGCCAAGACUAAGCUGGAACAGCAAGUAGAUGACCUGGAAGGUUCUCUGGAACAAGAAAAGAAGCUUCGUCUUGACCUUGAAAGAUCCAAGAGGAAACUUGAAGGUGAUCUGAAGCUUUCCCAGGAAACUGUAAUGGAUCUUGAAAAUGACAAACAGCAAACUGAGGAAAAACUCAAGAAGAAGGAAUUUGAAAUUAGCCAGCUCCAAAGCAAAAUAGAAGAUGAGCAGUCUCUUGGAUCUCAGUUGCAGAAGAAGAUCAAGGAACUUCAGGCUCGCAUUGAAGAACUUGAGGAGGAAAUUGAAGCAGAACGUGCAGCACGUGCAAAGGUUGAGAAACAGAGGGCUGAUCUCUCCAGGGAACUAGAAGAGAUUAGUGAAAGACUUGAAGAGGCUGGAGGUGCAACAUCUGUUCAGAUUGAGAUGAACAAGAAACGUGAAGCUGAGUUCCAGAAACUGAGACGUGACUUGGAAGAAGCCACCCUUCAACAUGAAGCCACCGCUGCUGCUCUGCGCAAAAAGCAAGCAGACAGCGUUGCUGAGCUUGGGGAACAAAUUGAUAACCUGCAGCGUGUCAAGCAAAAGCUGGAGAAAGAGAAGAGUGAGUUUAAGAUGGAGAUUGAUGAUCUCGCCAGCAACCUUGAGAACAUCUCUAAAUCCAAGGCCAACCUUGAAAAAGUAAACCGUGUGCUUGAGGAUCAACUCAGUGAAGUGAAGGCAAAGGACGAUGAGAACCAGCGUCUUCUCAAUGAUCUCACUGCUCAAAGAGCUCGCUUCCAAACUGAGAACGGUGAACUUUCCCGUCAGCUUGAAGAGAGAGAAUCACUGAUUUCACAGCUCUCAAGAGGCAAGCAAGGAUUUACCCAACAAGUAGAAGAACUCAAGAGACAACUGGAGGAGGAAUCAAAGGCUAAGAACGCCCUCGCUCAUGCCUUGCAAUCAUCUCGUCACGACAAUGAUUUGCUCCGUGAGCAAUAUGAGGAGGAACAAGAAGCCAAGGCUGAGCUUCAACGCUCCUUGUCCAAAGCAAAUGGUGAAGUUGCUCAAUGGAGGACCAAAUAUGAGACUGAUGCCAUUCAGCGCACAGAGGAGCUGGAGGAGGCCAAGAAGAAGCUUGCUCAGCGUUUACAGGAUGCUGAAGAGCAGGUAGAGGCCGUGAACUCUAAAUGCGCCUCCUUGGAAAAGACCAAGCAGAGGCUGCAGGCUGAGGUUGAGGACCUGAUGGUUGAUGUUGAGAGAGCAAACAGUGCAGCAGCUGCUCUGGAUAAGAAGCAAAGGAACUUCGAUAAGGUCUUGGUAGAGUGGAAACAGAAGUAUGAGGAGGGUCAGGCUGAGCUGGAGGCUGUUCAGAAGGAGUCCCGCACCCUGAGCACUGAAAUCUUCAAGCUGAAGAACGCUUAUGAAGAGUCCUUGGAACAAGUUGAAACCCUAAAACGGGAGAACAAGAACUUGCAACAGGAGAUCUCAGAUCUGACUGAACAAAUUGGUGAAUCUGCAAAAUCUGUUAUUGAACUUGAAAAAUCCAAGAAGCAGGUUGAGCAGGAGAAGAGUGAUCUUCAGGCCGCCCUGGAGGAAGCAGAGGGAUCUUUGGAACACGAAGAAGCCAAGAUUCUGCGCAUUCAGCUUGAACUGAACCAGGUGAAAUCAGAGGUAGACAGGAAAGUCGCAGAGAAGGAUGAAGAGAUUGAACAGCUGAAGAGGAACACCCAAAGAGUUAUUGAUACUCUGCAGAGCACCCUAGACUCUGAGAUCAGAAGCAGAAACGACGCUCUGAGACUGAAGAAGAAGAUGGAGGGAGACUUGAAUGAGCUUGAAAUCCAACUCAGCCAUGCCAACCGCCAGGCUGCAGAUGCACAGAAACAGCUCAGAAAUAUCCAGGCUCAAUACAAGGAAGUCCAACUUCAGCUGGAUGAUUCACUCAGAGGACAGGAAGAUCUCAAGGAACAGGUUGCUGUGAUUGAACGUAGAAAUAACCUGCAGCAAGCUGAAAUUGAGGAGAUUAGGUCUGCUCUGGAACAGACUGAGAGAUCCCGCAAGAUUGCAGAACAAGAGCUUCUUGAUGCAAGCGAGCGUGUACAGCUUCUGCACUCACAGAACACCAGCCUAAUCAACAGCAAGAAGAAGCUUGAGAAUGACAUUGCUCAGCUCCAGAAUGAGGCUGAGGAGUCUAUCCAAGAAUCCAGAAAUGCUGAGGAGAAAGCUAAGAAGGCCAUCACAGAUGCUGCCCUGAUGGCAGAGGAGCUGAAGAAGGAGCAGGACACCAGCGCUCAUCUUGAGAGAAUGAAGAAGAACCUUGAGCAGACCGUGAAGGACUUGCAACACCGUCUGGAUGAAGCUGAGCAGUUGGCUUUGAAGGGAGGAAAGAAGCAGCUCCAGAAGCUUGAGUCUAGAGUAAGAGAACUGGAAAAUGAACUGGAAAAUGAACAGAAGCGCGGUGUUGAAGCAGUGAAGGGCGUUCGCAAAUAUGAGAGAAGAGUGAAGGAGCUGACAUAUCAGACAGAGGAAGACAGAAAGAAUGUCCUGAGACUGCAGGAUCUGGUAGACAAACUGCAGCUGAAAGUAAAAGCCUACAAGAGGCAGGCCGAGGAAUCUGAGGAACAAGCCAAUAUCCACCUGGGUCGUUUCAGGAAAGUGCAGCACGAGCUUGAAGAAGCAGAGGAGAGAGCAGACAUUGCAGAGUCCCAAGUGAACAAGCUCAGAGCUAAGAGCCGUGACAUUGGUGGCAAGAAGGAGAGCGAAGAAUGAACAACCAUGCGUGACAGAAGAGGGAGAAACUUGCAAAAUGUGAAUUUCUCUCAUCUUUUACAUUUCCCCCCAACGUUUCCCUUAUAAUAUACCCCUACAUAAAUUUGAUAUUUGAAACUUUUAA